This is a messenger RNA of Eleginops maclovinus (Patagonian blennie), 4625 nucleotides long. Its product is annotated as inward rectifier potassium channel 2-like. The coding region runs from base 954 to 2276 and encodes 440 amino acids. Lineage: Eukaryota; Metazoa; Chordata; Actinopteri; Perciformes; Eleginopidae. The record is from RefSeq and is a predicted model, not a curated record. Gene Ontology annotation, biological process: potassium ion import across plasma membrane; regulation of monoatomic ion transmembrane transport. Gene Ontology annotation, cellular component: plasma membrane. Gene Ontology annotation, molecular function: inward rectifier potassium channel activity. The transcript is spliced from 2 exons.
AAUACAAAUCACAGCUGCAUUUUCAACUCAGAAACACAAAUUAUAAUAAUAAUAAUGUAACCACAUUAUGUGAUGCCAGCCCUUGGAUGUCCUAUUUGCAGCUAUACAUCGCCACCUUGUGUCCACCGAGUGCACUCUAAAGCACUCCAGCAGUGAUGGUAAUUUUGGCAAGUCACAGAUUUCACAAAGUAGGAUUACUCCACAAUGACCAAAAUAUUUUCCUAUUCCAAGACAGCAUAGUACAAAACUUGGUCUCAUGAAAGCAAAUACUUUGAAUACUUUCCCAAAUCACAUAGAGUUUGUUUAGCCGCUCUGGAGAUGCCCUGUUCUCAAACUGACGUUUGUUUCCUGUUAAAUCGACGUCAUGGUUUUAGAAAAAAGUGGGUUUGACUCUCCCUGUCAUACACCGAUAAACCCUCCAUGUGGGCUCAGACCCUCAAACAGGCGCUGCACAUUUCAAUUGGUCGCUGCACCAACAGGGGCGGGGAUAAACACACGUGUUUUUAAAGUAUGUCUAUGCAACGAGAAACAUCUACUUCAGUAUUGCUGGAGAUGGUUAUGGCAGAAUUUGCGGCGCCAGGCGGGAAGCUAAGUGAACCUAAUAAAAGAACAGCAACAAUAAAAGGGACUCAUUGUGCAUGUGUGGAGCAUAUUGGACUCAUAACAACAAGGAAACGGACAAUUUGCAACGCAAUGACCAACAGCCCACUUCCCUGAUGAGGUCCAAAGCAGCCAUCAGAUAGGAGUGACCUGCCCUCACCAAAGGUGCACAACACGCCUGCAGCAGCACAGACCCGCUCCCCACUUGUCCCUGCAGGAUCUAGUCCUGUUGGCCACAUUUUUCUUCUUGAGUUUGUCCCCAGGAUCAUUCAAAACUGUUUCUCCAACGCUUCUACCAAAAACUUAGACUGUUUUCCAAAGCAGAUUCGGCCCAGCCCUCCCAGGCGGAAGUCAUGGGGAGUGUGCGAAGCCACCGUUACAGCAUUGUGUCCUCUGAGGAAGAUGGCAUGAAGCUGGCCACUAUUGCCGUACCAAAUGGCUACGGAAACGGCAAUGUCAACAAGGUGCACACAGAGCACCAACAUCAGAGCCGCUUCGUCAGGAAGGAUGGCCACUGCAAUGUGCAGUUUAUCAAUAUGAGUGAGAAAGGCCAGCGGUACCUGGCAGAUAUCUUCACCACUUGCGUGGACAUCCGCUGGCGCUGGAUGGUGCUCAUAUUCUGCCUUUCUUUCCUGCUGUCGUGGUUGUUCUUCGGCUUUAUCUUCUGGAUAGUGGCCCUCUGUUAUGGGGACUUAGAAAAUGAGACUCAGAUGUGUGUUUCCAAUGUGGACAGCUUUACUGCUGCCUUCUUGUUUUCAGUGGAGACCCAAACUACUAUUGGCUAUGGUUAUCGCUAUGUGACGGAGGAGUGCCCCGUCGCAGUCUUUAUGGUCGUCUUCCAAAGCAUUGUGGGAUGCAUCAUCGAUGCUUUCAUCAUCGGUGCUGUCAUGGCCAAGAUGGCCAAACCCAAAAAGAGGAAUGAGACCCUGGUGUUCAGCCAUUAUGCCACAGUGGCCAUGAGGGAUGGUAAACUUUGCUUGAUGUGGCGCGUGGGGAACCUUAGGAAGAGUCACCUGGUGGAGGCCCAUGUCAGAGCCCAGCUACUCAAGUCCCGCACCACUGCAGAGGGAGAGUUCAUCCCUCUGGAUCAGGUAGACAUUGACGUAGGCUUCGAUAGUGGCAUUGACAGAAUCUUCCUGGUAUCUCCAAUCACCAUUGUUCAUGAGAUUGAUGAGGACAGCCCGUUCUAUGAGAUGAGCAAACAGGAGUUGGAGACGACAGAGUUUGAGAUCGUAGUGAUUCUGGAGGGCAUGGUUGAGGCUACAGCCAUGACAACCCAGUGUCGGAGCUCUUACGUGGCCAGCGAGAUCCUCUGGGGCUAUCGCUUUGAGCCAGUGCUCUUUGAAGAAAAGAACUACUACAAAGUGGACUACUCUCGAUUUGAAAACACGUAUGAGGUGCCCAGCACACCCCAAUGUAGUGCAAGAGAACUAGCUGAGAGGAAAUCCAGCGCCUCCAACUCGACGAGGAACUCCUUUUGCUACGAGAAUGAGGUGGCUCUCGAAAAAGUUGACAUGGAGGAGGAGUUCGAGGAGGAGAACGAAAUCAGGGAGAUAAAGGCAGUUGAGGUCGGUGCACUUGAAGACACAAAUACAGAUGUGGUGUCAGACUCUGAAUGCAAUCUGGACUCUUUGCCCUUAGAAUCAAGGCCUUUGACAGCAGAAUCUGAAAUAUGACUGCAGGGAUAAAGACAGUUAAAUACUACCACAUGGUAUUUUAAAACUUUUACAUUUUACCCUGAUGGCUGUUGUUUGUUAUGCAUGACUGUUUGUAGCUUGAGUAAGAAGUUCUCUAUGCAGAAGCUCACGGACACAACACCACCGGGAUCCAGAGAUGCUAUAUUGUUUAUGAUGAAACUGGUGAUAAAUAACAUGGUUGCAUGGAUCUAAAAGGAUACAAUUGGUUAAAUGCCUUCAGUGACACACUGUGCAGUGUGCCCUUCUUAAAAAGGUUUUGUAGAAUAGCCAGUCGGGUUCAGAAAAAUAGUUUCAUGGAAAAAACUGUUCAUAAUUCUAAAAUGCAUGUUUUUCCUGGGUAUAAUAUGUAUUUUUAGUGGCCUAAACGUCACAAAAGGUUGUGACAAAAUAAAAAUAUAGAUUAAAAAAACAUAUUUGAAUCUGAAACUUUGACACUUAAAGGCCAAACUCCCACCAUAUUUUUUUUUUUGUCAUUUCACUUUAAUAAUGUUGGCUACUAAAAAUAUGUUGACUCAUUAAACCACCUGCACAAAGGCCGCUGUUAAUGAGCUGGUCUCUUAGCAAAGUAUAAUAACAGUUAUCUCCAAUGUGGUCUGGCAUGGCGUUAUUCUAAUGGCAUGAAGCAGGAAGCAGAAAAACAAAUAGCUCACACAUGGCAAGUCUCCAAAGUUCACUUAUUUAUUUCACCCAAAGAGCCCUGUACUGUGCAAGCUAUUUAUUCAUUUCCUGCUCACCCUCAACUCAUCACCUAUCAUGUUAGGUUUGGAUGUGCAUGUACACUCCUAUUCGCAGGAAAGAGCACACUCUUCUCCUCAGCCCAUCAUAUUGUCGAAGUAUAGCAUCUCUUGCAACGUGUGCCUUAACAAAUGUCUCCGUACUGGUGGAGGCACUCUGAGCACACACUGCAAUAGAUGUCACAGGAAGUGUAUGCAUUAAGAAGAGAUUCACUGUGAAAUGUAAGGCCACUCCUGAAGGUCUUUGCAGGACUUCAUGUUCUUACGGGCAAUACAGGUAGUGGAAGAGCGUUACAGGAAGCUCAAUGGUGAGAUGAGGUUCUGAAUGGUGAUGAUAAGUGCUGCUAAGUUACAUAUUGUAUGUAUAGAUGGAAAUUUAGGAGCCAAAAUGUAUUAUUUGUCCUUUAAAGUAUGGAUUUUGAAGAGUGCAGAUGCAGCCUAUAACGUUAUUGCUAGAUAUAGACGAGCAUGAUUCUGUCAGUGUGUUUUCCAAAGCUUUAGUGCACUUUUAUUCCUGACCAGAGAAUUCCCCCAACUUCAGCAGAAAUUAAACACCCAAAGCCAAAUGUGUAUAUACAUAUAUAAGAGACAACAUCGUAAAAAAAUCUGUUCGUGGAUGCUGACCUAAAAACUUUAGCUUGGAGCUCAUCUAACAGUGGUUGGUCGUUGAAACAUUGCAUUAAUUGAGAUGAUGUUGACAUAGUCUGCUUUAUUUAACAUCCAUGUUUUUGGUGUGGAAGAGGUGCAGAAUUUGGACUCAUAGUAGUUUCCCCUCACACCUAACCACCGCAGGUCUUGUGAAGUUAUUUGUUAUGUCUGAAUGAACCUUUGUUGAUAAAUGGUUCGGUCAAAAUGCAGCACACAUGACUUCAGUCUUACAUGAGGUUGAGCUACAAUGCUUGAACUUUUAUUGUGACACAUUCAUGCUUGGAUUACAAUUCCACCUCUCUGUUAAGGAAAUCAUUAAAUUAAAAACAUUUAAAUUGUUCUCACAUUGACACCUCUCCUGGCUUAGGUCUUUAUUUUUCUACCAAAGUCCUACUUCCUUCCUGCACAAACCAGAGACUGUACAGACUUUUUUAUCUUUUGUAAAUGAUAAUGCAAACACUGUAUAAUGAUAUUGCAGUUGGUUAAAACGGUUUAUGUCCUUUUUUCAAUAAAAAUGUGAACAAAAAAUCAUUAUAAAUUGUGCAUUAAUUGUAAAAAGGUACGAUUCAGUGGAUGAUACUUUGUCUAUGACCUGUACAUUUAUAAUUACUUAGACUCCCUUGAGCAUUUCAUCCUCAUUUGGUGCAUUUUGACCCAAAAUGUGUGACAUCUGGAGGCAGGCUCGACUGUUUUAGAUGUGCUCCUCUAAUUUGGAGAUGUGGUCAAAAUUCCAGGCUGUUAUCCAUCAGAGCUCACACCAUCAUUACCUUUAUUUCACCGAACUGAAUCACUCCAUUCUGUGAAGGCCCACCGCGUCCCCCUGCUAUAUCAGUCGGCUUGGCUGGAAGUAUAUAUUUUUUGUGACAGCAAUGAAGAUAAUGCCUGAUUCAUUUCUUCAAUUUAUUUAUUUUGAUUUUUUAUAAACUGUGGACAAUAAAGGCAUUCU